Messenger RNA from Guillardia theta CCMP2712, 510 nucleotides. RefSeq lists its product as hypothetical. The record is from RefSeq and is a predicted model, not a curated record. The coding region runs from base 1 to 510 and encodes 169 amino acids. NCBI's taxonomy places the organism in Eukaryota, Cryptophyceae, Pyrenomonadales, Geminigeraceae. The transcript has 5 exons.
AUGGAGGGCGUCGAGGUUGACCUCCCCCCACUUGGUCAGGUCGGCAGAGCUACCAAUGUAAGGGUGGACCAACGUCACGUCCGCCAUCAAGCCCUCGUACUGCUCGGACCCUCGAUCGCGGAUUCCAGGGAUGUGGAUAUCGCCCUUCAUCUUGCGGCCAUGAGGAUAGGAGGGUACCUGCCGUCGAGAACGAGGAUCCCCGACUGUAUGGAUGACGCUCUGAAGACCAGCUUCGUUCAGCAUCGACCGAAUCGUACGAGUAAGGAAUCCACUCGAUGGUUCAACGGUCUGGAGAUGAUGUGCAGCAACGGAGGGAUCGAGCUCGCGCUGACAUCCAUCACAUUCCGUCGGACACUGGCAGAUCGGCAUGCCAUGGAGAUAGCAGUCGAGCAUCUGAGCAUAGCGGUCACGCUCAGGAAAAUGAGCAUGAAUGAAGUUUUACUCGCAGAAGUGCUGGUUACUUUUGGUCUUGUUUUCUGGUUUAGCUUGUUCCUGCUUUGUUCUGCUUAA